GAUGUCAUAAUUUAUAAAACCAGUACCAGUUGCUUCAUCACCACCUAAAUAAAGAAAUACUAUAUCUCCAAAUACUUAAUCUAAAAGUCCAUAUUACAAUGAGUUACAAUAAGGUUUGAUUUGUUAGAAUUUUAGGAUCUACUUUAUAGAAAUCUUAAUAAAGUUUAAGGAACUCCCAUUAUAUUAGUAAGUUUGAAAAGAGUAUUGAUAUGGAUAUGAAACAAAGCAAUACAUUUAUAAAUCCAGAAUUUGAGAUUAAGAAAUUAAUGAAUUUAGUUGAAUUACAAUAACAUGAAAUCAAUAAUUGGAAACGUAGAUAUGAAUAAGCAGAAACUAGAGUAUUAUUUAAUUAUUUAAUAUAGUGUAUUACAUCUAAUUAGACAUAAACAAUGUUAGAAUAUGAGAAACAUUUAGAUUAAUUGACAAAAGAAUUAAAAAAUUCUAUAUAAUAAAAUGAUGAAUAUAGUAGUAAAUUGAGAGAAAAGGAUACACAAUUAAUUCGUUUAAAUAAAUAAAUAGAUAUUUAGAAACAAUAAUUGAAUGAUUAUUCAUAAGAAUUAAAGUAUCUUUAAAAUGAAAAAGUGAAUAUGGACAAGGAUGCUUCUAUGCAAUUAUAUCAUAAAGAUUAAAAAUAUAAUUAAAAUUUAUAAGAUAUAUAAUAAACACAUUUAGAAUAAUUAUAAUUAAUGGAUGAUUAAAUUUAGAAAUUAUAAGAUGAAUUAAUAAGAAGAAAUCAAACCAAUGAAUUUUAGAAAUAAGAAAUUAUAUAAUUGGAUAAAAUAAUAAAUGAUAUUAAAACAGGAGAAAAGAAUAUAAUUUAAUAAUUAGAAUCUCUAAAAGUAAAGUAUUAAGAUCUUUAAGAGGAAAAGAAAAGAGAAGUCAAUAAAUUAAUAUAAUAAAAUGAAUAAUAAAUUAAAUCAUAAGAAAAAGAAUUUCUAGAUGAAAAGGAUUGUUUAGUUGAUAGAAUUAAUUAAUUAUAAUAUGAGAAUAAUAUAUUGAAUCAAUAAAUAUAAGAAUAAUAAAGUAAAUAAUUAAUAAUAUAAUAAUAGAUUUAAUAUAAGGAUUAUAAGAUGAAAUACAAUCACAAGUGGAAUAGAAUUGUAAUUUACAAGAGUAGAAUUAGUUGAGUACUUAAGAUUUAGAUUAAAAAUAUAGAAAAUCAAUUUCAGAUAUGAAAAUGGAAUAUUAAUAAUAGAUUAAUAAAUUAUUGUAAGAGAUAUAAAAAUUAAAUUAAUAAUUGGAUUAAACUUAAAAUCAAUUAUAAUAAAAUUAGUAAUUGAAUUAAGAAUUAUAAAUUGCAAUAGAAAAUUUGAAUUAACAUUAAUAAACUACAACAUCUUAAUUAAAUUAAGUUUAAAAUGAUUAUGAUUCAUUGUAAUUAUAAUAUGAAAAUGAUAUAUAAGAGUAAAAUUAAGAUAUUGAAUAAUUAAAUGAAUAAGUAAAUUAAUUGUCUGAAUUAUUGGAAUAGAGAUCAAAUGAAUUUGAUGAAUGUAGAUAAUAAAAGGGAUAAUUAGCAUUAAGAAAUAAUGAGAAUAAUGUAAUUCUAAAUUUAAUAGUUAGUUAUUAAUAUAAAGAUUAUAAGUGGAUUUAGAAUGUUAAAAAUAAAAAUUGAUUGAGAUAUAGAAAUAAUAAGAUGUAUCUGAAUAAGUAAAGGAAGAAAUUAAGAGAUCUCAGAUUGAAUAGAUUAAAAGAUAAAUGGAAUCUUAGGUUGAAAUAUUAGAAAGUGAGAAUAGAACUUUGAGAUAUUAGAUAGAGAUGAAGAAUAGAGAAUGUGAGGAAUGGAAACAAUAGUAUACUAGAAAUUAAUGA
Paramecium pentaurelia is the source of this 1809-nucleotide messenger RNA. The record is from the annotation of a GenBank genome assembly. Lineage: Eukaryota; Ciliophora; Oligohymenophorea; Peniculida; Parameciidae.